CUUCUAGAUUCAACCCACGUAGAGUAACAUCACCCAAUAUCAGCAACAUCCAAUCCAAUCCAAUCCCAAAUUUCGAAAAUCCUGUCCCACGUCUUCUUUCCGAUCAAAACUAGGGUUUCUGUUUUCUUCCCAAAAACGAUGCACCAAACCUAAAAAUCCCUAAAGCCAAAACCAGGGUUUCCUUUUCCUCCUCCUCCGACGAUGUCGACGGCGGGACCACCUCAAUCUCCGACCGACGGAGUCGACACGACGCCGUUUCUCCCCGAACGCAGCCGCCGCCGGCUCGCGCGCCGCACGCCGAGCCUCCGUGGCGCGGCGCGCUUCCUCCGCCGCGCCAGCAGCCGGGGCAUGAUGCGCGAGCCGUCGAGGCGGGUGCGCGAGGCGGCGGCCGAGCAGAUCGAGGAGCGGCAGAGCGACUGGGCGUACUCGCGCCCGAUAGUCAUCCUCGACCUCGUGUGGAACCUCGCGUUCCUCGUCGUCUCUGCCGUCGUGCUGGCGGUGAGCAGGAACGAGUCCCCAGCGAUGCCGUUGAGGCUUUGGAUCGUUGGCUAUGCGAUGCAGUGUGUGCUUCACAUGGUGUGCGUGUCUUUCGAGUACAGGCGGCGGUGGUUGCAGCAGCAGAUUAUUACUUCCGGUGAUAAUUUGAACUCGCGGUGGAGUGGUGGUGGUGGUUGGUGGAGGAGAAUGAAUUCAAAUUCGAGCUCGGAAAGCGAUGAGGGCGAGCCAAGGGAUUAUAUCCCGGAGCGGCCUCAGAGUGAAGAUGAAACUAGUGUUGCUAAGCAUUUGGAAUCUGCAAAUACAAUGUUUUCGUUUAUAUGGUGGAUCAUUGGAUUCUAUUGGGUAUCUGCUGGCGGUGAAAAUUUGACUGAAGAUUCACCUCAACUUUACUGGCUCUGUAUAACUUUUUUGGCAUUUGAUGUGUUCUUUGUUGUUAUCUGUGUUGCCGUGGCAUGUGUCAUUGGUAUAGCUGUUUGCUGCUGUCUGCCAUGUAUAAUUGCACUCUUAUAUGCAGUGGCAGAUCAGGAAGGAGCAACCAAGGAAGAAAUUGAACGACUCCCGAAGUACAGAUUCCAGAAGAUAGGUGAAUUUGAGAAACAAAAAGGAGAGAUUCAAGAAUCUUUUGGAGGAUUAAUGACAGAAUGUGACACUGAUUCACCAAUUGAACAUGUUCUUUCCCUAGAGGAUGCUGAAUGUUGCAUUUGCCUUUGUGCCUAUGACGAUGGAAACGAACUGCGUGAACUCCCUUGCCGUCAUCAUUUCCACUGCUCCUGCAUAGACAAGUGGCUGCACAUUAACGCCACCUGUCCUCUCUGCAAGUUCAAUAUACUAAAGAACGGUGAUCAAAGUGGUAGCGAGGAAGUAUAGGAAAGCUGGUUAUUCUGUGUAUCUCAUGCAUGUGACGCGACCCUAUCUGUCGUUUCGGCUCAAGACCUGUUCCAGUUUGUGCUGUUCAUGCUUACGUCGGAGUGCUGCAGAAAUUUGUUGUGUUUCCUCUUGUUUGUGUUUUUCAAUUAUUACCUUGCUUUCAUACGUGCUCAAUAUUGUAUAUGUGCGAUAUUCCGCUUGACCUAAAAAAAAAAAAAUUGUAUAUGUGCCUUUUGUCUUCUUUUUUUCCCGUUAUAUGCCAACAGUACAUACUAUGACUUGGGGGGCGAUGGUCGGUAGUAGUACUGUUGUAUCUUGUAAAAUCUGGAAAUCGUGUUACAUGCAUAAUGUGAAGAUAAAUACAUCUCUCUC
Molecule: messenger RNA, 1737 nt
Organism: Rhododendron vialii
Lineage: Eukaryota; Viridiplantae; Streptophyta; Magnoliopsida; Ericales; Ericaceae
Product: E3 ubiquitin-protein ligase At1g63170-like
Exons: 5
Coding region: 202-1365 (387 amino acids)
Source: RefSeq, a predicted model, not a curated record